Molecule: messenger RNA, 1823 nt
Organism: Herpailurus yagouaroundi (jaguarundi)
Lineage: Eukaryota; Metazoa; Chordata; Mammalia; Carnivora; Felidae
Gene: BIRC7
Product: baculoviral IAP repeat containing 7
Exons: 8
Coding region: 523-1605 (360 amino acids)
Biological process (GO): negative regulation of apoptotic process; positive regulation of protein ubiquitination; regulation of cell cycle
Cellular component (GO): cytoplasm; nucleus
Molecular function (GO): cysteine-type endopeptidase inhibitor activity involved in apoptotic process; ubiquitin protein ligase activity
Source: RefSeq, a predicted model, not a curated record
CAGGGCCCAGCCCUUCACUAGGCAUCCCUGUCCCAGGGAGCCCGGCGUCAUCCCUGUGACAGGGGGCCAUCCUCCCCUCUAGGGGGCACUAAGUGCAUAGCUCAAAGCACCUGGAACCUUCUGCCUUCAGAGGCCGUCACUGGCAUCUGGCCCAGGAGCUCAGAGCUGACCCACAGCAUUGCCUCCCCCUUCUCCCCACCUCACCCCACCCCUGUGGAGUGGGGCAAGGCCUCUACUGCUGAGCCCCAUGACACACCCCUGCUGCAGAGAGCGCGUGAUGCUGGAUGCCACACUGGCCCCUUCCAGAAAGCAGUGGGCCCCCUGGCCACUCCCCCACCUGGGGCAUCCUGGGGUCAGGACUGUGCCUCAUUGCCCGGCUGUUUGAGGCAAAAGCCACUUGCUGUCCCUAGGCAGGGCCCUGGGGUCAGGAGCCUGGAGGCAGGUUAGCUGGGCACAUUCCAGGACCGGCUUCCUCAGGCCCACGUGCCUGCUGCAGAACUGGUCAGGGCUGGUGUUUGCUCUAUGGGGCCCGAGGACAGAGCCAAGUGCCGGUGCUGUGGCCCUGAGCGAAGCUGCUGGGUGGCCGGCCGCAGUCCCACACGGGCCCCCUGUGGACCCCUCUCUCUGUGCGGCUCCAUUGUGGACCAGGACACCAGCUGUGCCCUGUCCUGGGGAGGCCGGGACCACACAGAUGGGCAGAUCCUGGGCCAGCUGCGCCCCCUUGCAGAGGAGGAGGAGGAGGAGGAGGAGGAGGAGGAGGAGGAGGGGGCCAGGGCAGCCCCAGCCACAGGGCCGGCCUUCCCCGGGAUGGGCUCUGAGGAGCUGAGGCUGGCCUCCUUCUACGACUGGCCGCUGAGUGCUGUGGUGCGGCCAGAGCCGCUGGCUGCCGCAGGCUUCUUCCACACUGGGCGGCAAGACCAAGUGAGGUGCUUCUUCUGCCGCGGGGGUCUGCAGAGCUGGGAGCAAGGGGAUGACCCCUGGACAGAGCAUGCCAAGUGGUUCCCCAGGUGUGGGUUCCUGCUCCAGACAAAAGGAAGGGACUUUGUCUGCAGCGUCCAGGAGUCUUGUUACCACCCGCUGGGUUCCUGGGACCAAUCGGAAGAACCCGCAGACUCAGCCCCCACCGCCCCUUCAGAUGCCAGGGGCAGGCAGGAGUGGCCUGCAUGGAGCCGGUGCCCGGCAGUGCAGGCUGCCCUCUGCAUGGGCUUCGGGCAGAACCAGGUACGGCGGCUGGUGCAGCGUAAGUACCUCUGGGCGGUGCCGGCCAGCGUAUCCGCGUCCCAGCUGGUGGCCGACCUGCUCCAGGAAGAUGACGGGGGCCGGGCUGCGGAGGCCAGAGCUCCUGUCCACGUGGGUCCUGAGCUGCCAACGCCCAGAAGGGAGGCCCAGUCAGAAGGUGCCACAGAGCCAGGAGCCCAGGACGCCCAGGAGCAGCUGCGGCGUCUGCAGGAGGAACGGACCUGCAAGGUCUGCCUGGACCACCCCGUGUGCACCGUCCUCGUGCCCUGCGGCCACCUGGUCUGCGCGGACUGCGCUCCUGUGCUGCGGCUCUGCCCCCUCUGCAGGGCCCCCAUCCGCAGCUGCGUGCGCACCUUCCUACCCUAGGCCAGGCGCUUCAGAUGCUGGCUGCCUCUCGCGUCCCGUGGGGGGCUGCUGAGGAUGACUGAGCCGGCGUCCAGGACUGGCCAGCCAGGGUCCCCACUCGCAGCCCAGGGAGGAAGGGGGCUGCAGACGGCUUGGCAAGGGGAGGGGGCGUGAAGGUGGUUUGACCGAUGCUUAGGCGCUUUUGCAGAUUUACAGUAAAGUGGCGGGUUUUCCCUGGA